This is a messenger RNA of Serpula lacrymans var. lacrymans S7.9, 7190 nucleotides long. It is a transcript of the gene TOR, whose product is annotated as phosphatidylinositol 3-kinase. The record is from RefSeq and is a predicted model, not a curated record. Bases 1 to 7089 code for a protein of 2362 amino acids. NCBI's taxonomy places the organism in Eukaryota, Fungi, Basidiomycota, Agaricomycetes, Boletales, Serpulaceae. The transcript is spliced from 33 exons. Gene Ontology annotation, biological process: TOR signaling; protein phosphorylation; negative regulation of macroautophagy. Gene Ontology annotation, molecular function: protein serine/threonine kinase activity; protein-containing complex binding; protein binding. Gene Ontology annotation, cellular component: TORC1 complex; nucleus; TORC2 complex.
AUGGCGUCCACAACGCAGUCAACUCAAAGUGACAUACUGACCCAAAUAUUCCAGGCUUUGAAAAGCAAGAAUCACGAUGCCCGUUUACAAGCAGCAAUAGACCUCCGGCGUUAUGUUUCCACUACUGUCGCAGAAAUGCCCUCCGAUGCUGCGGCCAAGCUAUGGGAUGACCAUAUCAACAGGCGGUUGUUUGACCUGAUGCAUAGUCAGAACAAUGUCGAAAGAUUGGGUGGCCUCCUGGCUAUUGACCAUCUGCUCGACAUUGACGGCGAGGAUACAAUCGAAUCCAAGCGUAAUCUGUUUCGCUUUUACAACUAUGUCAAGUCGUUGCUUCCGAAUCACGACGUCAAUAUCAUGCUGGCCGCAUCUAAAACCCUUGGUCAAAUCGCGGAGAUAGGUGGUGCAGCUUUCGGGGAACGGUUUAUGGAUUAUGAAGUUCCAGCAGCUAUCGAACUACUACAAGGAGACAAACAAGAGUCUCCUAGGUAUGCUGGCGUGUUAAUUUUGAAGGAGCUGGCGCGGAACAGUCCGGGAUAUUUUCAUUCCCAUAUCAGCUUAGUUUUUGAGAAGAUCCUUGUGCCGCUCAGGGACCCUCGCAUGAUAGUAAGAGAAGGAGCUGCGGAGCUCUUAGCUGCAUGUUUGGAUAUCGUAUCGCAUAGAGAACGGCAGGCGCGCAGCCCUUAUUUAUUCAAGAUUCUUCAAGAUGCACAACUAGGACUCAAGGCGACACAACCAGAAAUCAUUCACGGGUCACUGUUGACAUAUCGUGAGCUGCUUCUGCACGGAGGCACGUUCAUGCGAGAAACGUUUUUGGACACGGCAGAGCAGAUUUUGCGUUUUAAAUCUCACCGAGAUGGUCUAGUCCGCAAGAUGGUGAUCACCCUCAUACCUACGCUAGCUGCAUACGAUACACAGACAUUUUCAGAUCAUUUUCUGCAUAAGGCAAUGGGUCAUCUCUUAACCCAGCUUGAGAAACCCAACGAGAGAUCCUUUGCUUUCAUUGCCAUUGGUCACACUGCUGCUGCUGUAACCAGUGAAAUGAAACGCUUCCUGGAACCCAUUAUGGGCCAGAUCAAGUUGGGAUUGCAAGCCCGAAGUCAUAACAAGAAAAAUGCCCCUUCGGAAGAGCCAAUAUUCCAAUGCCUUGGCAUGCUUGCUUCGGCUGUUGGAACCAACCUUACCAAGCUUUUACACGACCAACUUGAUCUGAUGUUCGACUGUGGCCUCAGCGAGCCGCUGAGGCAGGCACUCAUGGCCAUGGCGCGUCAUAUUCCUCCUCUGCUUAAAACAAUACAAGAUCGCCUUCUCGAUCUCUUAUCCAUUAUAUUAAGUGGGCAGGCCUACAAGUCUAUAGGAGCGCCACCUCGUGUUCGAAGCGAUGCCUCCGCUACCACACGUGAUGCGAAUAACUCUCAGACUCCGGGGGGCGGGAAAAGCUCUGAGUUGAUCACGCUCGCGUUGUCCACUCUUGGUACUUUUGACUUUAGCAGUCAUGUAUUAAACGAAUUCGUGCGCAGUUGUGCUCUCCCUUACUUGGAGGAUGAUAACGCAGAAGUAAGGCGCGCUGCAGCAUUGACUUGUUGUCGCCUCUUUGUUCGAGAUCCUAUCUGUUACCAAGCAAGCAGUCAUGCCAUAGAAAUCAUCAGUGACGUACUUGAUAAGCUCCUUACUGUUGGUAUAGCUGAUCCAGAUCCCACCAUCCGUCAAACUGUCCUUUCGUCACUUCAUGAACGAUUCGACAAACAUCUUGCCCAGGCCGAAAACGUGCGGUCGUUGUUUAUUGCCUUGAAUGACGAAGUCUUUGAAAACCGAGUGACAGCAGUUGGACUAAUUGGGCGCCUCGCUAAGCACAAUCCUGCCUACGUCAUGCCUUCCCUCCGCAAGGCUUUAAUCCAACUCUUAACAGAACUAGAAUAUUCUACAGUCAUGCGCAAUCGCGAAGAGUCCACUAGACUACUGACACUUCUAGUCAGCGUUACACAACGUCUCAUCAAGCCAUACGCUUUGCCAAUGCUACGUGUGUUACUACAGAAGGCAAACGACCCAAACCCAACCGUGGCAGCACAUGUUCUCAUGUGCCUAGGAGAACUCUCAUGCGUUGGCGCCGAAGAUGUUAUGCCUCAUGUUCCGGACCUCAUGCAGGUGAUAAUAUCAAGACUGUCAGACCCUUCGCUCGUGAAGCGAGACGCAGCGCUGCACACAUUGGGACAACUCUGUUCUAGCACAGGAUAUGUAAUUACGCCUCUCGUGGAUUACCCUCAGUUACUUCCCAUUUUGGGCCGGAUACUGAGAACAGAGUCGACUCAAUCUGUAAAGAGAGAGGUGGUUAAAGUGUUGGGCAUACUUGGUGCCUUGGAUCCUUAUCGUCGUAAGGUAUGUACAAGACCCGAGGAGGAUGCUGCCAGUGAGACGCCUCUACCGGCAGUCACUGCAGCUGGACCCUUGGCUGGAUCUGAUGACUAUUACCAAACAGUGGUCAUCACCUCGCUAUUGAAUAUUUUGAAAGAUCAGUCCUUGAGCACUCACCAUCAUACCGUGAUUGAAGCUAUCAUGUCAAUAUUCAAAACUCAAGGGCUCAAGUGUGUCACUUUCUUGCCACAGAUCAUACCUGCGUUUGCUGCAGUUGCACGAACCUCUGCACGGCUUCAAGAAUUUCACCUGCAGCAAUUAGCAAUUCUUGUUGGCAUUAUCAAACAGCAUAUCCGCAAUUAUAUGCCUGAAGUAUUUGGACUUGUAACAGAGCUCUGGGAGAAUACUUCUCUUCAGCUACCCAUCGUCUCUCUUAUCGAAGCGUUAGGGAAGGCACUUGAUGCCGAAUUCAAGCCAUUCUUGCCCACGAUCCUUCCACAUCUACUCAAAGCAUUCGACGGGGAAUUGAAUGAAAAACGAAUGGCCACACAAAUCAAAAUAUUUGACUCUUUUCUUACUUUUGGAUCAAAUAUCGAAGAAUAUCUUCAUCUAGUCAUUCCCAUCAUCGUCAAGUGUGCAGAAAGGCUUGAUGGUACAACUGCUCUUCGCAAAAAAGCCAUUCAAACUGUAGCGCACUUGUCACAGCGAGUUAAUUUCUCUGACCAUGCUUCACGCAUCGUUCACCCCCUUGUCCGUGUCUUGGAAAGUCCCAAUAAUGAACUUCGACAAGCGGCCAUGGAUACGCUAUGUGCCCUGGUGAUUCAAUUGGGUUCAGACUUCGCCAUAUUUGUUCCUACGAUCAAUAAAUGUCUACUUCGGAAUAGGAUCUCGCACCCCCGGUAUGAGAAUAUGAUAUCAAAGUUACUCAACGGCGAACGGCUUCCUCAAGAGUCUGGUAUCCUUGACUUACUUGAGAGUUCGAAAACUCCAGAAUUCUCUGCUCCUGCUGAAGCUGCAAAAAUGACAGUGAAUCAACAACAUCUCAAGCAAGCUUGGGACGUAUCACAGGUAACUACUAGAGAGGAUUGGAACGAAUGGAUGCAUCGGCUUUCUGUUGAGUUCAUGAAAGAAUCUCCUUCUCAUGCUCUGCGAGCUUGUAUGAGUCUUGUUGAUAUCCACACACCCAUCGCUAAAGAAUUAUUCAACGCGGCAUUUAUCUCUUGUUGGACCGAGUUAUAUGAUCAAUAUCAAGAAGACCUCGUUCGAUCCAUCGAAUGUGCCAUCACAUCAACCAGUGCACCAUCUGAUCUCAUCCAUCGACUUCUUAAUCUUGCCGAAUUUAUGGAACACGAGGAAAAGCCCCUCCCUAUUGAACACCGCACUCUUGGCGAAUAUGCAAUGAAAUUUCACGCCUAUGCCAAAGCUCUUCACUACAAAGAACUAGAGUUCUUCACUGAAACCUCUCCAAACAUUAUCGAAGCGUUAAUCGGUAUUAACACCAAGCUUCAACAACACGACGCUGCCUGGGGAACGCUCAUUAUUGCUCGAGAACAAUAUGACGUCAGCAAGCACGAGGAAUGGUACGAAAGGCUCGGAAGAUGGCAAGAAGCUCUAGCUGCAUACGAAAAGAAGGCUGAAGAGGAUCCUGACGCUCCUGACGUUCAGAUAGGCCGUAUGAAAUGCUUGCAUGCUAUGGGGGAUUGGGAUCAGCUCGCUGCUCAAGUAGAAGAAAACUGGUCCAAUGCAAACCACGAAGAUCGGAGAGAAAUCGCACCUAUGGCAGCUGCAGCUGCUUGGUCAUUACUUGAGUGGGACUCUAUGGACGAUUAUAUUACCACAAUGAGAGUUGACUCUCCAGAUCGUGCUUUCUACAAAGCAAUUCUCUCUGUCCAUCAAAACCAAUUUCCGAAAGCCUUGACUCAAAUAGCCAAGGCCCGAGACCUUUUGGAACCUGAGCUAACGUCACUUGUCGGAGAAGGUUAUGGUAGGUCUUAUAACACGAUGGUUCGGGCUCAAAUGCUCUCAGAGCUUGAGGAAAUUAUUGCUUUUAAGCAGUAUGCGGAUCAACCUGAAAGGCAGCAAUCUAUGCGAAAAACUUGGAUGAAAAGACUUCAAGGUUGUCAACCUGACGUAGAAACCUGGCAGCGAAUCCUUCAAGUUCGAGCUUUGGUAUUAAAUCCUGAGGAUGAUCCUGUCAUGUGGAUCAAGUUUGCCAAUCUGUGUCGAAAAUCAGAUCGGAUGGUGCUUGCUGAGAAAACUAUCAACUCUUUGUUGUCUCCAGAGAGGCUGCAACACCUCCGCGACGACCAACAUCAUAUGAAAGCACCUCCAAAUGUGGUUUAUGCGCAGCUGAAGUAUAUGUGGGCUUCGGGCGCGAAAGAAGAAAGUCUCAAAUUUCUUCGUCAGUUUUCUGCGAGUCUUUGUAAGGACUUGCAAGCCGAAACCAAAGAACACUCACAGCGAGCUGGUGUCGGCAAACACAAGCUUGAUGAGCUCUCUAGGCUACUAGCACGGUGCUACUUCAAACAAGGCCAAUGGCAAGUUGAGCUCAAGGAUGAUUGGGGUGCUAGAAAUGUAAAAGAUAUCUUACAUUCAUACCUUUUAGCGACACAUUACGAUGCUACUUGGUAUAAAGCUUGGCACACAUGGGCACUUGCAAAUUUCGAAGUUAUUGGCCAUCUAGAAAAUCAGAAAGAAAGUACCACAGUAGAUGUACCAGGUACUGGACUAGCUGCACAUAUUGUCCAGGCUGUUCAAGGUUUCUUCCGUUCUAUUGCGCUUCGAAACGAGAACGCUCUGCAGGAUACGCUUCGUCUUUUGACACUUUGGUUCAAAUUUGGUGCUCAUGACGAUGUCAGUCAAGCUAUGGCAAGCGGAUUUUCGACAGUUGAAGUGGACACGUGGCUAGAAGUUAUUCCUCAGAUAAUUGCUAGAAUUCAAACACCAAGCGCGAAUGUACGCCGAAAUAUCAACAAUCUAUUGACUGAAGUUGGUAAACACCAUCCACAAGCUCUAAUUUAUCCUCUUACUGUGGCAUCGAAAUCAUCGAGUGCAUCUCGUAAAAACGCUGCCCUAGGAAUUAUGGAUAGGAUGCGAGAACAUAGUCCAGCCAUAGUUGAACAGGCACUCGUUGUUAGCCAUGAGCUUAUUCGUGUUGCCAUUUUGUGGCACGAGUUAUGGCAUGAGGGACUCGAAGAGGCUUCUCGCCUAUACUUUUCUGCGAAAAACCCAGAGGGAAUGAUUGCAGCACUGGAGCCACUGCAUGAAAUGCUGGAGGCAGGCCCUACCACUGCUCGCGAGACCUCUUUUGCCCAAGUAUUUGGUAGAGAUCUACAUGAAGCUCGUGAAGCGUGUCGACGCUACCGAGCAUAUGGUGAGAGAGCGGAAUUAAACAAAGCAUGGGAUAUAUAUUAUGGGGUCUUCAGGAAAGUUGAGAAGCAAUUACCCCAGUUGACCACACUCGACUUGCAGUACGUUUCGCCACAACUGCUGAAGGCACGUAAUCUCGAGUUGGCGAUGCCGGGUACAUACCAAUCCGGGAGACCCAUCAUCAGGAUAGCUAGCUUUGCCACAAAGCUUACAGUCAUUGCCUCUAAACAACGGCCUAGACGAAUUUCGUUGAAGGGUAGCGAUGGAAGGGAUUAUCAAUAUCUCUUAAAAGGCCACGAGGACCUCCGUCAGGAUGAGCGGGUUAUGCAAUUGUUCAGUCUUGUCAAUACUCUCUUAUCUGUGGAUACCAACAGCUUCAAGAGGCGGUUACAUAUUCAACGUUUUUCGGUCAUACCCCUAGCUCCGAACGCCGGUCUAAUAGGAUGGGUGCAAGACAGUGACACCCUCCACGUUCUUGUUAGAGACUACCGUGAUUCUCGUAAAGUUUUAUUGAACAUCGAGUAUCGCUUAAUGCUGCAGAUGGCACCUGACUACGAAAAUCUCACUCUCCUUCAAAAAGUAGAAGUCUUCGAAUAUGCUCUUGAGAAUACGACGGGUCAAGAUUUGUACCGCGUCCUUUGGUUGAAAAGCGUAAAUUCAGAGCAUUGGCUUGAGCGUCGUGCGACCUACACGAGAUCUCUUGCAAUGAACAGCAUGGUUGGACAUAUCCUAGGCCUCGGCGAUCGGCACCCUUCCAAUCUACUUCUUGAGCGCAGUACAGGAAAAGUAGUUCACAUUGAUUUUGGUGACUGCUUCGAGGUUGCCAUGCAUCGCGAGAAGUUCCCGGAGAAGAUUCCUUUCCGCUUGACUCGUAUGCUGACUCAUGCAAUGGAGAUAAGUGGAAUUGAAGGCAGCUUCAGGCAUACAUGUGAAAUUACUAUGCAAGUGUUGCGCGCGAACAAGGAGUCUCUCAUGGCCGUGCUAGAAGCUUUUGUAUAUGAUCCGCUUAUUAACUGGAGGCUUAUGCAAGCUGAUGUGGAUGCUCGACGCCCUGAAGAUACUGACCCCGAUCCUGAGCGUGCUGUUGAGCUGGCGCGAGUAGCUGCUUAUCCUCAAGGGCCGACUCGGAAAUUGAGGGCAGAUGAAAAUGAUAUCUUUAAUGAGGCUGUUGGGGAGCCUGGGGUAAGGCAAGAAGUCAGGAAUGAAAGAGCUCUACUGGUCUAUAACCGCGUUCAGCAUAAACUCACUGGCCGAGAUUUCAAUCCCGACGUUGUUUUGUCUGUGCCUGCGCAAGUAGAUAAACUUAUUUUACAGGCCACUUCUCUAGAGAAUCUCUGUCAAUGCUUUUCAGGAUGGUGUGCAUUCUGGUAGCAUUUUGGGCCCCGCAUACUUAUCACAUCAGCACUCAUACUCUGUACUUUAGUUUAGUUUUCGAAGAUCCGUUAACUUAAUGCUUUCCGUGACCCAUAAAA